Molecule: messenger RNA, 1684 nt
Organism: Baudoinia panamericana UAMH 10762
Lineage: Eukaryota; Fungi; Ascomycota; Dothideomycetes; Mycosphaerellales; Teratosphaeriaceae
Exons: 2
Coding region: 90-1541 (483 amino acids)
Cellular component (GO): mitochondrion
Molecular function (GO): metal ion binding; metalloendopeptidase activity
Source: RefSeq, a predicted model, not a curated record
GCGGAAACAUCCAUCGAGACGAGUAGUGUGAUAUACGCUCUGUUGUCCCUCUCCUCCUCCUCCUCCCCUCUUCAGCAGCACAGCCGGUGAUGGCAUCACGAAGGAUCGCGGCGAGUCUGCAUCAAGGCUUGCGCGCACAACGGGCCAUCAAUGCUGUACGGUCGAAGCCAGGCCUCAUCCGAAGCCUGGCGACUCCUGUCAGCAGCCAUGGCAGCACCACCGAGAGCACCACCUUGAGCAAUGGCUUCACUAUUGCAACGGAACACUCCCCCUACGCCCAGACGAGCACCGUCGGGGUCUGGAUCGACGCAGGCUCGCGCGCUGAGACGGACCGCACCAAUGGCACCGCCCACUUCCUCGAACAUCUCGCCUUCAAGGGCACGCAGAAGCGCUCACAAUCGCAGCUCGAGCUGGAAAUUGAGAACAUGGGCGGGCACCUGAACGCCUACACUUCCCGCGAAAACACCGUCUACUACGCCAAAGCCUUCAACUCCGACGUCCCCGCCACCGUCGACAUCCUCGCCGACAUCCUCCAAAACAGCAAGCUCGAGGCCUCCGCCAUCGAGCGGGAGCGCGACGUCAUCCUGCGCGAGCAGGAAGAGGUCGACAAGCAGCUGGAGGAAGUCGUCUUCGACCACCUCCACGCCACCGCCUUCCAGAACCAACCCCUCGGCCGCACCAUCCUCGGACCGAAAGAGAACAUUCAAUCCAUCUCCCGCGAUGACCUGGUCUCCUACAUCAAAACCAACUACACCGCCGACCGCAUGGUCCUCGUCGGCUCGGGCGGCAUCCCGCACUCGCAACUCGUCGACCUCGCCGAGAAAUACUUUGCCUCCAUGCCCGCGCACAACCCCAAUCAACAACCCUCCGCCUCCCUGCGCGGGCUCGAAGUCACCCCCGACUUCGUCGGCUCCGAAGUCCGCAUCCGCGACGACACCCUCCCCACCGCCAACAUCGCCAUCGCGGUCGAGGGCGUGAGCUGGAAGGACGACGAUUACUUCACCGCCCUCGUCACGCAAGCCAUCGUCGGCAACUGGGACCGCGCCAUGGGCAAUUCCCCUUACUUGGGCAGCAAACUCAGCACCUUCAUCCACGAGCACAAACUCGCCAACAGCUUCAUGUCCUUCUCCACCUCGUACUCCGACACGGGCUUGUGGGGUAUUUACAUGGUCACCGAAGCCUUCACGCGGAUUGACGACCUCGUCCACUUCACCCUCCGCGAGUGGAGUCGUCUCUCCUUCCAAGUCAGCGAGGCCGAAACCGAGCGCGCCAAGGCACAGCUCAAGGCUUCGAUCCUGCUGUCGUUGGAUGGCACAACGGCGAUUGCGGAGGACAUCGGUCGACAGAUCAUCACGACGGGCCGACGACUGACUCCCGAAGAAGUGGAGAAGCAGGUCGAUGCUGUCACGGCGGGCGACGUGAAGAGUUUUGCGCAGAGGAAGUUGUGGGAUCGCGAUAUCGCUAUCAGUGCGGUCGGGCAGAUUGAAGGGUUGUUGGAUUAUGCGCGGAUUCGGGGGGAUAUGGCUAGGAUGUUGUCGUAGGAGAAGAGAAACAAGGGGAAUGUGGGGGUAGGUGUGAUUCGUUGAUGGAGGAGGUGGAGGCAGAGGAAGUGGAGGGGUCCAAAUCCGUGUCAUAGAAAAGCUCACUCCUGCUCUGCGCCCCUCCGGGAGCGGAUGUAGAACGG